AUGGCCACUCCACCGGUACCUCCUUUACCAUCCUUACCUAAGGAAGAAGUUCCUGCAAAGAUUGAAUUUCCCCUAGAGUCGGUCAAAGGUCUGGAUCCUUCCAUCUCAUCUGUUCCACUAUCAAAGUUGAAGGAGCUGCUAGAUAACCAAAAGUUGCUGAAGAGUUACCUUCUAGAUUCCUUACAAGAGUUCAAUCAGGAAAUAAUCCACACUUUGGACGAGAAUAUCCGGUCCUUACAGAACCUGCUUCAACAAUACGAGGACAAUUCCAAGGAUAUCGACCAAUUGAACAAAUCGCUGGACGAGUUAAAUGUUCUCUUUAGGAGAUGGAAACAGACGGAAAUUGAGAUGUAUACCAUACUGCAAAGGUACCAGCCCAAUUCUCUAUCGAAGAAAUUGUUUGAGCUUCUAGAACAAUCGCAUUUGGAAUCACAGCAAUUGGUUUCGAAGCUAGAAGGUUCGGUGCAAGAAUCUGAUCUACAGUCGUUCAUUAGAGAAUAUAGGGCAAAAAGAAAGCUGUACCAUCUGAGAAAGGAGAAAUACCACAGGUGUCAAGAGGAAAGAGUCCGGUUUGUAUAA
This is a messenger RNA of Komagataella phaffii GS115, 579 nucleotides long. RefSeq lists its product as hypothetical. The record is from RefSeq and is a predicted model, not a curated record. Bases 1 to 579 code for a protein of 192 amino acids. The transcript has a single exon. Gene Ontology annotation, biological process: protein targeting to membrane; ubiquitin-dependent protein catabolic process via the multivesicular body sorting pathway; protein targeting to vacuole. Lineage: Eukaryota; Fungi; Ascomycota; Pichiomycetes; Pichiales; Pichiaceae. Gene Ontology annotation, cellular component: ESCRT I complex.